GAUCCUGACCCCGAGGAGCAGGCAAGGAAUGUGCGCCAUCUCAGCAAAUAUGUUUUCCCUUUGCAAUACGGGCUCCCAAAUGUUUUCGGUCACGUUGCCAACAGGAGUGAAACCUACCGUCAGCCUCUUUUUGCUGACAGGGAAUAUGACAUCAGGCUCCUCGGGAGAUGCAAAACUCCUAAGCGCCUCAAAGAUGUACUUCUGUUGUUAGACAAGAUGAUAUGGAGGCACGGGAAGUGUGCGUACAAGCCUUUAAGAGACAAAGUUUGCCCUUCGAAGGUGUGA
This is a messenger RNA of Pisolithus orientalis, 285 nucleotides long. RefSeq lists its product as uncharacterized. The transcript is spliced from 2 exons. Lineage: Eukaryota; Fungi; Basidiomycota; Agaricomycetes; Boletales; Pisolithaceae. The record is from RefSeq and is a predicted model, not a curated record. The annotation marks the transcript as partial.